AAUAGCAGCUACAUUACAUGUACAAUACCGGGGCUCUGCAGUGUUGCAUUCUAUCAUACUAUAUCAAAAUGGCCACAGCGGUGCAGAACCCCCUCAAAUCGCAAUCUGGAGGUGCAGUCAUCAAGAACAGUCUUGGUGAGGAGUUUUAUAAGGAGGCCAUUGAACACUGUCGCAGCUACAAUGCCCGCCUGUGUGCCGAGCGCUCCAUGCGUCUCCCCUUCCUGGACUCCCAGACCGGCGUGGCCCAGAGCAACUGCUACAUCUGGAUGGAGAAGAACCACCGUGGACCGGGUCAUGCCCCAGGUCAGUUGUACACAUAUCCUGCUCGCUGCUGGCGCAAGAAGAGACGGCUAAACAUCUUGGAGGACCCGCGGCUUGUACCGAUCGAGUUCAAGAUCGACUACGAGGCUUCUCUAAAGAAGGAGGGGGGUAUCCCGGAUGGUCCUGUCCUGGAGUCGCUGCUCGCCGGAGAAACCCUGGACAAGAAGAUAGAAACCAAGGAGGAAGAGCCAAUGAGCGAGUGUCAGAAGUUGCUCGUCGGGGAUUUCCCUCAUGAGCUGGAGGUGGACGAGAUGGAGGAGGACGUUCCGAAGAGAAAGAACCGUACCAAAGCGCGGGCCUAUGGUGUCGGGGGCAUGAGAAAGAGACAAGAGCUGCCUGCCAUUGAAGACAGAGACAAGCCUUACGUCUGCGACAUUUGCGGAAAGCGCUAUAAGAACCGCCCAGGGCUGAGUUACCAUUAUACUCACACCCACCUGGCGGACGAGGAGGGGGAGGAAGACUCAGAGCGACACACGCUACCCUUCCAGCGCAAGAACAACCACAAGCCCAAGAAAGCACCGGACGGUUCAGUGAUCGCCAACGGCUACUGCGACUUCUGCCUUGGAGGCUCAAAGAAGACCGGCUGUCCUGAAGACCUUAUCUCCUGUGCGGACUGUGGACGCUCAGGCCACCCAUCCUGUCUGCAGUUCACAGUGAACAUGACGGCUGCGGUGAGGACUUAUCGCUGGCAGUGCAUCGAGUGCAAGUCCUGCAGCCUGUGUGGCACCUCUGAGAACGACGACCAGCUGUUGUUUUGUGAUGAUUGUGACAGAGGUUACCACAUGUACUGUCUGAGCCCUCCCAUGUCUGAACCACCAGAGGGGAGCUGGAGCUGUCAUCUGUGUCUGAGACAACUGAAGGAGAAGGCCUCAGCCUACAUCACCCUCACUUAAUCUGCGAAGCUGCGCCUCAUCCUCUCGGCCCUUCAUCCUCUCCCCAAACCACCUCUCCGCCGUCACCCUUCCCCCUUUCUGUGCCUCAGCUGCCCUCCACCCUUCCUCUUCUGACCAACUCGCCGCCACACUUCCUCUACAGUUUAUACCCGUGACCUUUGACACGACCGAGCACACGGCACCCACAGCGCCGUACCCAUUCGUGAACCCAUUCUCCAGCGGCGAGCCAACCUCCGUCUUUUUGUGUCACUCACAUUCCCCUGUUGUGCUUCAACUAACCCUCCCCCCCCUCUUCCUGCUCUGUCUCAACAGAGGAAUUCAUCAGCUGGCAAUAAGUUUGGUUUGCUAGCGAGACACACACUCCAGCCUGCCAAGGGCACUUCAGAGGCAUACUACUCCACAGGAACCCUCUUAAGGGCCCUCGGAAGAGCCCUAAUGAUCUUCAGCUGCAAGUCAGUCAAGAAGAGAUUGAGGAUUCAUGAGAUGGAUAGGUGUUAGGCCGAGGACAGGGGCUUGGAAGACCGUGGAUAACCACGGAGCAGUAUGUAAACCAACUGUGAAAUAUACACCGAACCAAAAUUUCAUAUACUCCCUCUGUCCUUUGUCUGCAGUUUCAAAAAAAAGGCUUGGGAGUGAAUUGUACAGAAUUACGACCGAUCCUCCAUCUUCACACGUUUGAGAACUCCCGCCCUCACGACGAGCAAACCUGGUCAGGAAACCCCCGGACCGAUCUUCGACCUCACCCCUUUCCCUCCCCCCUCUCCCACCCUCCAGUCCUCUCUCCUUUGCAUGAGGUUUGCGCAAAAAUUAAUGACGCAGUUUUCGGGGGAUUGACUCUGAAAGGUUUUAGUGUUCGGAUGUCAUCCGCGGAUGAGAGAAGAGAUGGAUUUUUUUUUUCUCUCUCUCUCUCUAAAUCAGCUAUCUCUGAUCAAACAAUGUAUUUAAAAAUGACAAUUUAGGCUUAGCAUCCCCCAUAAAUCCUUUACCCGACCUCUAUUCACCCUUCCCUUCGAUGAAACAAUGACUGUGAAGCCAAUGCAAGACUGAAACGCUCCUGGUGCUUGGUGUGUAUUAUGUGUGUUAAGAAUGUAGGAUUGAUGUGUGGACAAUGCAGAUCUUUGUCUGGCCCGUGCCACGGCCUAAAAACUCCUUUUUUAUGAUUCCUUUUUUUAUUUUAUUUUUUUCAUUUGCAUGUUGUUAUCUCAAUUGUUUUUAAAGACUUUUAACUGAAAUUGAAAAGAAAGCACACUUAAUUCGCAAUAAUGUGUUUGUGAUAUGAACUGUUUCUGGCCAAACUGGGUGUGUUUUAAACUCUGUGUGUGCCUGUGUGUCUGUUGGUGUGAGUUUAUCUAAGCUGUAGCCAGCUCCGUGUUAGCUGGGAGAGGAUUUCUGAACAGCAGGAAGGUUUUACGAAUGUGAGGAAAGUCAGCGUUUUUCUGUUGGGACUAAGACAUUGUUAUGCAAGUCACAAGUCUCAGCAUUGUAGUUCUAAGUCAAGAUGAUUAAGUUUUAAAGGAGUAGUCUGGCAUUUUUUGGGGGGCAGGAACAUGCAGAAACCAAAGAGUCAAAAAAGGCAAGUUUUGGUUUUUUUCGGUGGAUUAUGUGCCAGGCUAUUUCCUGGAAGUGACUCCAGGACGUUCCAGCACUCAGCCAAGUCAUAGUCUGGCACAUUACCCUUUUUAAAACCACUACCUGUCACUUUUACCCUUUGUGCAGAUGAAAUAAACGAUAUAAUGUGUUAAUUAGUGAGCUUUAGGGGUGCUGGUAGGCAGAUUUUGUAACCUUUGGACUGAGGCAGGGCAGAAACCUGCUUUCUAGUAUGUAUGCUAAGAUAAGCUAACUGUCUUAUCUCCUUAUCAAACUGUCGCCAAAAUAGCUAAUUAGCAUAUUUCCCAAAAUGUCCAAGUCCAAAUAUGAAACACUGAGUUCUGAAAGCUCAAAAGUCACGAUCUCCUCAACAACUUUAAUAACAUUUAAAAUCAUCAACUACAUAGUAACAUCUACAUUUUAUUUCUUCCUACCAUGAAUCCUUAAAUAUCCCAAAACUAAUCUCUACUACUCUCUACUAGCUUAAAGUGGUACUUUGUACAAAAUGUCCUUUAAGAAUCAAUUACGCCUUGAAAGACACUAAACCACCCCUGAAACUUAACGCAACAUAAUCUAACUUUUUGCUAAGCAGCAGCGCCCUCUGCAGCCGUGAAUGGUAAUUACUUGUGUUGGGCUCCAUGUCUGAACAGUUAAGUGGUUUUUAUGUGAUUCUGACCAGAGCUUUGACUGCGUAGUCCCAUUCACUGAACUAAAACAUGGCCCGAACAGGGUGUAAAUUACCCCAGCUUCUGGACCAGGAAGUGCACACACCAAACUACUCAUAAUUCUUGAUAUUUUCAAAGUUUUCUGGCUGGAUAUCAGAGAUGAAUGCUAGUUUUUAAUGACUUUUAACUCAUCUACAGUUCAGCAUUACUCUUGAACUCACUGGGCCUGAUUCCAGCAGUUUAAGCCGUUGACUAUCACUCGGUUAGCGAGGGACCAAACCUGCUAGCCAAAGUCACAUAGAGCAAGAAAUGUUAGAGGCUCCAUUUCCCAAUUACAAGUCAGUGAACCGUCAAAAUGAUGCAGAAGCUGUUAUUUUAAGGAUGAAUAGUUACAUAAUGUUGCUUUAAUCUUGGAUAAAUAUGAGACUAGAUUCUUUGUUACUCCCUUAAAGUGGUACUCCAUUCAAAAUAACCCCUUCAACAGACACUUAAACCACCCCUGUAACCUAAACCACCUCCCUUCUUUAUAUUUAUAUGGUCUAAACACAUGCAUGCUCUAGCAACAUACAAAAGAUCUUUGGCCUUGGUUCCAAAGUUACAAAGCAUCAGUUGUAUGAAGUCAAAGUCAAAAACGUCAGGUUGAAUCAGCCGGCUCAGCUCACCAAGUGAAACUAGUUGUUUUUAUCACCUUUGUGUCCCGCAAAACACAAGGCCGCCUGUUUUUUGAGAGUGUGAAACAUUGCUGGGAGAAAAUGCCGCUGCCUGCCAGUCUGCUCUGCACGUUACAAGCCGGUUUAAUAAAUCAGCACCUGAAGACCGGGCUGAAAUGUUAAGGCUGAGUUCUAGCCACCCAGCCAGCAUGCGUUUUUUCUUUCUUUUUUUGAGUUUGCACUAAGAAAAAUGUUGGUUUUGUUGUUUUCUUUAAAAAAAACCCAAAGGCCCAUUAAAUUACCCUCAACCAUUUUACUGCAAGACAAUUCUCAAGGCAACUUUAAUAGGCACAUUACAGGAUAGCUGAGGUUUUAUGUGCUGAUUUAGGAGGAUGUUUUCAGCAUUUCUGAAGUGUUCAUAUAAUAUAAAGGAGGCAUCCAUCUAGUGAUUUGUGAGCUUUAAGCUUGGAGACAAUAGCUGUAAAUAGAGAAUUGAAUUAAGGGCCAUUUCAUACACUGUUUCAUAUUCUUUUUAGGUUCGAGUGAGCGUCUCAUUUUAAUGCUGCAUCACGUCUCUAAAAAAGGAAAAUUCGCCAGAUCAGAUGGCUUGUGAGAGAGAAUGUACCUGAUCCUGUAAAAUGUGUUUGUUUGUUUGCACCAUCUGAUAGAGAAAGACAUGAGGUGCAAAUACUGUGCUAUCCCCCUUCAAAUUCAACGUAACUCCACUGAUGCAUGAAUGACACCUGGAAAUGUUUCAGAUUUCCAUAUGUUGAUAUGGUUGGUAUUGCUUUUUUUUUUUUUUUUAAAUAACGAUGAGAAAUAACCUUUAACUGCUGUUCAUUUCCUGUUUGUUUCCUUGCUUGUUUUUUUUGUAAUAAUCUGUGGUUUUUCACAUUUUGCACAGUGUGGCUGCAUUUGUGUGUGUGUGUGUGUGUGUGUGUGUGUGUGUAAUCACUGGAAGGUGAAGGAAGAGAAAAGCAAAGCCAACCAAAAUAAUGAUUCAUUAUUCAUUGUUCUGCAUUUUCUUUUCAGGUGGAACCACUUGCAUGGCACAGCACUGCUAGAGGAUUGUAAUGAGUACAGAUUACAACACAAGGCACUUGGAUUAAGAAGUUUCUUUCUAUGUGUAAUAUUUGCCAAAAAAAUCCAGCAGUAUUCUACAGAGCCACUGUGGUGACAUUUAAAGGAAAAAAAUAUUGAUGACUUUCUUAACGUGAAGGAACGAGAUCAUUAAGCAACAACCACAAUGAAACAAUUAUCAGUUGUUUAUUGACAAACAAAAGGGGUAUCAUCAGUGGCAACUUAGAAACACAGACAAUUCUGACUUGAUUUCAUUUUAUUUUAACCUUGGAAUGAAUUAUGAGAUAUUCAUUCACCAUGAGGCAUGGAGUAACUGUUAGCAAGAGAUCUUGUUCCUACGCGUUAAGGAAGUUGUGGUCACGAAACAGGAUCUUGUCCCUGUGCAUUAUAAAAGUCGUAGCCAAGUUAAGAAAGUCAAGGCCAACGGAAUACGAUCUCGUUCCCAGACAUCAAGUCGUGGCCAUGAAAUAGGAUCUCGUCCCAAGAAAGUCAUGAUCACGGAACAGGAUCCUGUUCCCAUGUGUUAAGAAAGUUGUGGGAUCUCGUCCUCAUGCAUUAAGAAAGUCGUGGCGAUGGAAUAGGAUCUUGUUCCAAGAUAGUCGUGAUCACAGAACAGGAUUUAUCUCCACUGUGUUAAAAAAGUCAAAGGAUGUCAUUCCCACACCAUUAAGAAAGUCGUGGGCAUGAAAUAGAACCUCAUCCUCAGGUGUUAAGAGUUGUGGCGAUGGAAUAAGGAUCUUGUUCCCACGCAUUAAGAAAGUUAUGGUGGAGGAGGAUCUCAUCGCCACAGGACAGGAUCUCAUUCCCACAUAGUAAGAAAUAGACCACAGAAUAAGACCUUUUUACCAUGUGUUAAGAAAGUCGUGGCCACAGGAUAAGAUCUUGUUCCCACACCUUAAGAAAGUCAUGGCCAUGGAACAGGAUCUUGUCGCCAAUGAAUCUUGUUCCCAUGUGUUAAGAAAGUUGCAGGAUCUCGUCCUUAUGCGUUAAGAAAGUUGCAGGCAUGGAAGAGAACCUCAUUCUCAUGCGUUAAGAAAGUUGUGGCGAUGGAAUAAGAAUCUUGUUUCCCUGUAUUAAGAAAGUUAUGGCGGAGUAGGAUCUCAUCGCCACAGGACAGGAUCUCGUUCCCACAUGUUACUAAAGUUGUGGCCACGCAAUAUUUAUUUUUCUUUCAGAUGUCCCCAGAGGAGCUGCAGUAUUCAAUAAAAAAAGUUUAUUUCCAUUAACCAAUCGGAGCUAACGUCUAGAUUUAAAGUGUGUUUGAGUGGGAACUGUUUGGAUGCUGAUGACGAUCGUUACAAUGGAUAUAUUUGUGUGGAUGGACGACGAUGAUGAUGAUGAUGGUGACUGAAAAGCCUUUAUAUUGGGAGCCUUCUUGGCGGCACUUAAUAGGAGAAGCAUGGUGGAGUCAAAACCAAUUUUUUGAUUGUACUAUCCGAGGAGGGUGGGGAAGCCAUGUUGUGUGGUGGUGGCGGCAUAUCGGUGUGAGCCUUCCCUUUGUACAAAUGGACAAAACCAAGAUGGUGGUGAUGAUGGGGGGAGGAGGGGCGGCUGCACCAGGAACCUCCAGGGCCUCAAACUGACGCCAUAAACCCCUGUCACCGCCGCCAUUUUUGGCUGUUUGGGGGCAGCUCAGUCUGAGGGUUGAGACUUUUUAGGCCGUUCUUGGCCUCUCUUGUAAAUUGUUGUCCUGUGAUCUUGCUUGCACUUUUUGUUUUCUUUCUUUUUGUUUUGUUUUUUUUUUUAUUUCCCAAAAACAAGAAACUAAUUGUAAGUAUGUGCGUAUGUGUGUGAGUGCGGGUGCACUUUUUAUUUUUAAUCAACAUUUUUUCAACGUGAUUGUCCGUUGUAAACGACACUGGAUAAAGAUGAGUUUUUAAUUUGUAUUUUUUACCUUGAGAGGAAGAUGAAAUCUUCUUGGACAUUUUUUAACCCCUCUCUUUUCCUCCCCCUCUCUCUUUCUUUCUCUAUCUCUCUUCUUUCUGGUACCUGGGAAUGCUUUGAAAUGUGGACUGUGACCGCAUUGCUGUCAUCACCGCUGUCAGUCAUUCUCUGUGAAUUCAUCCGGCUUUCUCAAUUUACCCGGUUUUUUCUCUCUCUUCCCUCGACUCAUUUUUUUCCAUUAAAAAGAUGAGAUUGAAAAAUGA
Messenger RNA from Lates calcarifer (barramundi perch), 7343 nucleotides. RefSeq names its product double PHD fingers 1 (gene dpf1). The transcript has 12 exons. NCBI's taxonomy places the organism in Eukaryota, Metazoa, Chordata, Actinopteri, Centropomidae. Bases 18 to 1214 code for a protein of 398 amino acids. Gene Ontology annotation, biological process: nervous system development. The record is from RefSeq and is a predicted model, not a curated record. Gene Ontology annotation, cellular component: nBAF complex.